ACGUGACGUCAUUUCCUUGUGCUGCUCGUCCUUGCUGUCCUUUCCGCUUCAGGACAAACUCAUGGCUAAAAUGAGCAAAGAGACCAAACAGCGGCUGCAGCAGCUUUUCCAAUGCGGCCAGUUUGUCAUCCGAUGGGGCUUCAUCCCAACCGUGCUCUACCUUGGUUUCAAGCGUGGAGCAGAUCCAGGGAUGCCUGAACCCACAGUCUUAAGUUUACUAUGGGGCUGAGAAACAUCUCCACACAGACGAUCCUCUCUCCUCAUCAAGACCAUGGGACCCCACUUGUGUUGAAAGUCUGGGACAAAAUGGACGUCAUUUUUCACUUUCCUGUCUGAUAAGCUACAAAUGAUGUCCCCUCACGGUUAUGAUGUGUAUGACUGCGUUAUAUACCCAGUAGAAGUAUGGAGAGUGUUGGCGGCUCGAACGGAAGACGUAAACGUCAGUUGCUAUUUUGUUCGUGAACGUGUGACGACCAUGUUUGGAUGAACCAUUUAUUUCAUGUUUUUUUUUCCUCCUCUUUUUAUUUUUUAAUUUAAAACAUCGGCAAAAUAAAUCCUGGACAAAAACAA
Solea senegalensis (Senegalese sole) is the source of this 570-nucleotide messenger RNA. RefSeq names its product translocase of outer mitochondrial membrane 7 homolog (yeast) (gene tomm7). NCBI's taxonomy places the organism in Eukaryota, Metazoa, Chordata, Actinopteri, Pleuronectiformes, Soleidae. The coding region runs from base 62 to 229 and encodes 55 amino acids. Gene Ontology annotation, biological process: protein import into mitochondrial matrix. The transcript has 3 exons. The record is from RefSeq and is a predicted model, not a curated record. Gene Ontology annotation, cellular component: mitochondrial outer membrane translocase complex.